Messenger RNA from Daphnia pulex (common water flea), 704 nucleotides. RefSeq names its product intraflagellar transport protein 20 homolog (gene IFT20). The transcript has 3 exons. The coding region runs from base 1 to 420 and encodes 139 amino acids. The record is from RefSeq and is a predicted model, not a curated record. Gene Ontology annotation, biological process: centrosome localization; intraciliary transport; protein localization to cilium. Gene Ontology annotation, cellular component: intraciliary transport particle B; cilium; Golgi apparatus. NCBI's taxonomy places the organism in Eukaryota, Metazoa, Arthropoda, Branchiopoda, Diplostraca, Daphniidae.
AUGGAUGUGAAUAAUGUGUUCAUGGCGGAGGACGAACUGGUUGAACAAGGAUUAUUCAUCGAUGACAUCCACAGACUUCGUAUCCUUGAUCCUUCCUUGGCCGAUCAGACAAAAAUUCUCAAGACCGAAUGCGAUCAAUUCCUCCAGACAACGAACAAUUUCGAUAAGACGGUCGACACAUUUAAAAAGGAGGCCAGCAGAACAGCAGCGGCUGUUGAAAUAGAGAAAAAACGGGCUAUCGGUUACCGGCUGUUACUGGAUUCAUUGCGUAAGAAAAAGGAACAAGAUCAGCGUCAAAUGAUGGCAGAAGUUGAUCGUAAACGCUUAAAACUGGAGCAACUUCGCGUCGAGAUUGAGAUGCUUCAAAAAGCGGAUCAUUUCCAUCAAGAAAUUCUCGAUCAGUUUCAAAUGCUUCAUUAAUGUGCAUAUCGGCUAUAUUUCUUAUUUUAAUUUAUACAUUAUUUUCUGAUUGAUGGUGCCUUCAGGCUAAAGAAUUUUGUGCAUCUACUUUGUCCCAAAACUGUAACAUAAAUUGCUGGGUCAAGCAACUUUUUUAGAAUUACUUCACAAAAGCACAAAACCACUCCACCCCUGUCAUCCCCAUAAGCCAGAACGCUUUAUUCUGUUUCUUUAUGAUUGAACUUACUCGAGGGCCAGAGAAAUCGUCCUUUUAUUUGAAAUACACACUUUAUUUGCAACAUCAA